Zeugodacus cucurbitae (melon fly) is the source of this 1779-nucleotide messenger RNA. Its product is annotated as probable cytochrome P450 6a14. The coding region runs from base 168 to 1709 and encodes 513 amino acids. NCBI's taxonomy places the organism in Eukaryota, Metazoa, Arthropoda, Insecta, Diptera, Tephritidae. Gene Ontology annotation, molecular function: monooxygenase activity; iron ion binding; heme binding. The transcript has 2 exons. The record is from RefSeq and is a predicted model, not a curated record.
UUUAAUGCACUGCAUUUCAGGUUGUCUAGUCAGUGAGAUUAGUCUGCGGCAAUAGUGUGAACAUUGAUUUCUCCGUAGACAACAUUGCUUUCUUGAACGUUUUAAGCGAAGUUCAGUGCGCAUUGAAAAUCUAAUUCAUAUUAAAUAAUUCAAUAAAUAAAUCCAAGAUGUUCGUGCUUCUGGCGCUCCUCAUCGCAGCACUCGCGCUCAUUGUGAUCGCACUGCAACGCCACUACACAUACUGGCAACGGCGUGGCGUGCCACAAGUGACGCCACGUUAUGUGGUGGGUAAUAUAGAGCGCGCUGCCGGCGGUCAAGUGCAGCUACGACACUUUAACCAGAGUCUUUAUGAAGCGUUCAAGAAGCAACGCGCCUUUGUCGGCAUGUACAUCUUCUUCACGCGCGCUGCGCUCAUUCUCGAUUUGGAUGUGAUUAAGGAUAUUUGUAUAAGCAAGUUUUCGAAUUUUCAAGAUCGUGGCGUUUUCUCGAAUCCGCGUGAUGAUCCACUGACUGGUCAUCUUUUUCGUCUCGAGGGAGCACAGUGGCGUGCCAUGCGUAAUAUACUCACACCCGUCUUCUCUUCGGGCAAUAUGAAAUUCAUGUUCCCCACUGUGGUGAAAGUGGGUCAUGAAUUGGUGGCCGCUUGCCACAAAGCGAUCGCGGAGAGCCCACAACAGCAAGAGGUCGAAUUGAAGGAGCUUUGCGCGCGCUACACUACUGAUGUCAUUGGCACUUGUGCCUUCGGUAUUGAGUGCAACAGUCUGCUGGAUCCACAAGCUGAAUUUAGGCGUCGCGGUCAUGCCGUGUUUACCGAGCCGCGUCACUCGCAACUGGUGCAGACUUUCAUGUUGAUGAAUCCGGAUUGGGCGCGUCGUAUGCGUCUGAAGUUCUUUCCCGAUCACAUCAUACAGUUCUAUAUAGAUGUGGUGCGUCAGACUGUCGAACUACGACAGCGUGAGCAUAUCAAACGCAACGAUUUCAUGGACUUGUUGAUCGGCUUAAAGGCCGAGGAUGAGCGUUUGGCCUUGAACAGCGAUGGUAUUGAUCUCUCGCAAGGUUUGACACUCAACCAAAUGGUAUCACAGGCUUUCGUCUUCUUUGUGGCGGGUUUCGAUACCUCAUCAACAACCAUGUCGUUAUGUCUUUAUGAACUCGCCUUGAACGUGCCAAUACAAGAGAAAGUGCGUGCUGAAAUCGAGCGCGUGCUAAACGCGCACAAUAAUGAACUCACUUACGAGGCGCUGAACGAAAUGCAAUAUCUCGAUCAAGCAGUGGAUGAAACACUACGCAAGUACCCUGUCGUGCCAUAUCUCGUGCGCAAAGCCAAAGAGGACUACUUAGUGCCCAAUACUAAUGAAGUCAUUGAAAAAGGCUGCCUUGUGGUAUUACCCGCACACGCUAUUCAACAUGACGCCGAACUUUAUCCGGAGCCAGAUAAAUUCAAUCCGGACCGCUUCGAGCCAGCGUUGAGUCGUGCACGCCAUGCAGCAGCCUAUAUGCCUUUCGGCAUCGGCCCACGCGCCUGUAUUGGUCUGCGCUUUGGCAAAAUGCAAGCCAAAAUAGGACUCAUCAAUUUACUAAGACACUUUAAAUUUAGUAAAACCCCUAGCACCCAGACCCCACUGCAAUUCAUCGAGCGCAUUUUUCAAAUCACUCCAGCCAGUGGCAUACACUUGCGAGUGGAGCCUGUGGACGCCGUGAGCCAUUGAGGAUAAUAUUUUAAUUUAACACAAGUGUUGCAUUUGCGUUUUUUUUAAUAAAUGAGUACUGAAACAUCAA